This is a messenger RNA of Suillus paluster, 519 nucleotides long. RefSeq lists its product as uncharacterized. The record is from RefSeq and is a predicted model, not a curated record. Lineage: Eukaryota; Fungi; Basidiomycota; Agaricomycetes; Boletales; Suillaceae. The transcript has 3 exons. The coding region runs from base 1 to 519 and encodes 172 amino acids.
AUGCACGCAUACUGCCAUGAGUGGGCAUGUCAGCUCGAAUACAACCCUCAGAUGAGCACUGGCCUUGGUCUAUCUGACAGUGAGGGUACAGAGAGACUUUGGUCCAGGUUUGUCAAGUUGAUUGGAAUUCAAUGUUCAUCAUCGCGACAAAGGCACCUUUGGUUGAUAGACCGAAAAGCUUGUGCCAUUGGUCUGGAGAUGCAAGUAGAUCUCAGUGAUUGGAUCAAAUGGAGGCUCAAACGAGGUGUUAAUGCUCAGGGCACAGCAGCCAAAGAAGUGCUGACACAAUGCAGCAUCAAAGCUGAUGACCUUCAGACUCAGUAUGCUUCUGAUAAAGCCUUGCAAGCCACACGCACUGUGAUAGAGAAGGGUUCAGUUACUGAGGAGACACUAGAUGCUCUGGAGAGCCUCGAGCACAGCCAUGACAAAUUGAUGAACAAGGUCAAAGUAUUGUAUUCCUCCCUAAAUGUCCAUGACAGGUUUCCGGAGCUGCAAGGUGUCAACUUAGAUUUUGUUUGA